UUUAUCAAGUGAGAUGCCAUUGUAUCAUCCGCUUUUCCGGUUGUUCGUGUGAACUGUUCACUGCUCAGCUAUAUUAGCCAAAGUUGGAUUUAUAUUUACUGACAGCAGUACAGAAUUUUACAGUGACAGUCUCUUUUUCACAACAUGCCAAGAGUACAGAUGAAGAAAAUGGCACACAGUCUAGUCAAGGAUGAUUAUGAAACGUUUCAGCCCAUCUAUUUCCAAGAUGACAACGAGGACCACCUUCACGCUGGAACGCCAGCUCCCAGCGAGGAUAUAUGGAAGAAAUUUGAGUUAUUGCCGACGCCGCCUCGGUCACCUCGCCGAGAUAGGGAACCGCCUAAUAUAACUAUACCGUCGGAUAUUAACACAACGGAGUGUCUGUACAAAGUAAGCGAACUUCUGGACGACGAUUUCCUCACACAGACCCAGAUCAUACUGUUUCCUGGUUCAACGGAACAAGGCAGCGAAUCCCAGUGUCAUUGCCCACCCCCUGCUAAAGAAGACACAAGUGCCCGUUGUCUCGGACUAUGUUGCACAAAUCUCAAGUCAAAGCUUAUUCAGGACUGUAUGUGGUCAGGGUCUCAAGACCAGAAGGUAGAGAAAUGUGAACCGAGUCUGAAGACCCCAGCUACCGCUCCUAGUGUGGAUAUCAAUGCAAGCACAGACUGUGUCGACCCCACGGCUGUGUUCCCAUACCCUAUCAAUGACAACAGGAGAAGUAAAACACAUCACCUGGGGACAGAAACGCCUUCAGAUUCAGAGGAAGAAAUAGAUGUGGUCACUGUGCAGGUGCCCCCACCUGCAACCAGUAGUCGGUCAGUUAAGAAGACGGUGGUCCAAACCAGCACAAUACCACAGAGAACAUUGUACCCCUCAGCUCUGGACCAACACUCGUACUCUCAGCCCCCCUCCCCCAGGAAUACUACCUCCGCCACGUCAUUCAGUCUAAAGCGCACAAUGCGAUCCGUCUCUAUGCCAAACUCACCUCAGCCUCAGAAGAAAGUCAAGAGAGAGUUGAGUAUCCCGGAGUUGAAGUCUGCCAUGCGGAAGCUUCAGGCUACAGGAGGACACAGUUACAGCAAGCACUCUGGCAGUCGGUCCAGCUCUGAUAAUGAGGAAGGAUUUGAAGGUGGUAAAAGGACUCAACACAAUGUUCUUGAAAGGAAAAGGCGCGAUGAUUUGAAAUGUAGCUUUUUGAGGCUCCGUGACAGUGUUCCAGAACUGCAAGCACAAGAAAGGGCUGCUAAAGUGGUCAUUCUCAAAAAAGCUACAGAAUACAUUUUAGCCCUGAAUAGAGAGGAGAGGAAACGUGAACGAGAGCUCAGUGAAGAAAAAGACAGACAUGAGCAGUUAAAAAGGAGGUUAAACUUUUUAAAACAGUCUAUAUGAGGAGAAAAUAACUCAUGAAGAUGUAAAUGUAUAGUUUUGGAGGAAAGUAGUUCUUGAGAUGACCAGAGGAAAAAAAAAAGUUUCAGAUGAAAUUUGGCUUUGGCUGGUAACACCAAGAAGUUUUUAAGGUGUGGAAAAGCAUUUUUGUUGAAAAGCAGGCAUAUUUUCAUGCUAUGCUUCUCACUUAUGUUAGGGUUACAACAGUUUCUUCCUAUUUUUGUUACUUGUACAUAAGUAAAUAGUAUUUUAAGUUUAUUAUUCUUUUGUAAUGUGCACUCACAUCCUCUUGAGCAUAAAAUUAACAAUUUGGGGAGAUUGAUCAACCAUUUGUACAUUUGUAAAUGUGUAUUAUAAACAGAUCCUAUAUAAAUACCAUCUUUUCAUUUGUAAUUUUAAUUAAAGAUUGAACCGGUGUGUGUUUUAAUAUUAGGUGUAUGCGGGCAGACACAACCAACUUAUCAGUCCUUUUCAUAUCAUUGAUUUGAUUAGCGGUUCUCAUUGGAGAUCAUUCCUGUUUUUGUUUUUUUUUCUUUUUUGCGUUGAGUUACUGUGUGAAAAAGCUCAUCAAUGAAAUUGAUAAUUUUGUACUUUAUGUAAUAAAAUAACUUUCUUUUGGCAAA
Lingula anatina is the source of this 2012-nucleotide messenger RNA. Its product is annotated as myc protein. The record is from RefSeq and is a predicted model, not a curated record. Gene Ontology annotation, molecular function: DNA-binding transcription factor activity; protein dimerization activity. Gene Ontology annotation, biological process: regulation of DNA-templated transcription. Lineage: Eukaryota; Metazoa; Brachiopoda; Lingulata; Lingulida; Lingulidae.